This is a messenger RNA of Parus major (Great Tit), 2721 nucleotides long. RefSeq names its product von Willebrand factor A domain-containing protein 5B1-like. The record is from RefSeq and is a predicted model, not a curated record. The transcript has 8 exons. Lineage: Eukaryota; Metazoa; Chordata; Aves; Passeriformes; Paridae. Bases 844 to 1836 code for a protein of 330 amino acids.
GACUGCAGCUGGAUCCAGCCCUAACAUCUGCUCUGCUCACAGCCCCUCCCGGCCAUCCCUCAUGGUUCUGCCACCAGGAUCCGUGGUGCAGGCGCCCGGCGCCCGGCCCUGCUCCAGCACGGCUGUGUGUCCUUCUGCCAUGAGCCCAGCUCCCCAGCACUGCCAGAAGGGCUGCAGGAAGCCCCAGCAAGGGGAUUGGAAGCCCUCGAUGCCAUCUCGAGCCUGCGCUCCUCGUCGGACAGCCGGAGCCCCGGGGAUUUGGAGUCUGCCCAGCAUCCAUCCCUCACCUUUGAGACAGAGACCUCCUCCGACUGGGAGCCCCAGGACCUGGAUAUCGGCGCUGCCUGCAGCUCCCCGAGCUCCCCCAGGACCCUCUGCAAGGCAGUGGUGAAGGGGCUGAGGAACAACGAGCCCGUGCAGUGGGAGGUCACAUUUGAUAUCCAGGCUCUGUUCCAGGAGCGGGAGAGCCGGGAGGAGGGUGACACAGACCUGUGGAGUGAGACCUUCCACCACCUGGCAGCCAAGUCACUCAUCCAGGAUUUCGAGCAGCUCGCCGAGAGGGAGUGUGAAAUCGAGCAUGGGUCUGGGCGCCGGUUCCAGCUCAACGCUGUCCACACCAGCAAGGCCUGUAAUGUCAUCAGCAAGUACACAGCCUUCGUGCCUGUGGACCUGAGCACCAGCUCCUACCUGCCCACCCUGCUCCAGUACACACACACAGGGGCAACAUCCAAGCAGGGCAACCAGAGGAAACAGAAGAGUUCAGGGAACAGGAGGCAUCGUGGCUGUUCCCCUGGACGUCCUCAGUCAGCCUGUGGCCAGAAUGGAGACUACAGAUUUUACAGCAUGAAUGCUGAGGAGAGAAGCCCCUCACCCUCCAGCACCCCGUCCUCAUCUGCCUGGGAGCGCUGCCGUGGCCCUGAAGGGCCUCUCCACAGCCUGUCUGCUUCCUCUGCACAAGCCCAAAAAUCCAUCGAGAGGCUCUUUGCUGCCAGGCUGACCCUCAAUAAAACCAUGCUGCUGGUUCGAGCUGCCAAAGGCUUCAUGAGUAAAUCUCCGAGCAGAGGGAGCCAAGCCAGCUCUGAGGGUGACAAUGAGAGCAUGGACUACCUUCCCCUGGUGUCCCUGCAGCUGGCCUGUGGUGCCUUCCUCCUGAACUCAGCCUUCUGCGACGCCGUCAGCAUCCCCAUGGAGAAGCUGAAGUGGACAUCGCCCUUCGCCUGCCACCGCCUGUCCCUCAGCCCCUCCGGCUCCUGCAGCAGCAAGAGGAGCAAUUCCUCCUGGGAGCACAAACCCCUGAACUCCAGCCAGCAGCUGCUGCUCCCCAAGGGGCAGGGGAAGGGUCCCACGGCCGCAGACACUCGGGGAGCAGCGCUGGGGAGCACCGGCCGCCCUCGGCACUCAUCGGGCAGCGCGGCCGAGAGCAUCUCCAGAGCCCUGAGAGCCCAGAGGGAUCUGUCCCCUCCUGCCAUCACCAUCCGCAGCUUCUCCUCCCCCGCCGAGUGCCAGGCUGGCCCUGCCUGGGGCUGGGACACCGAGGGCUCCGAGCUGCAGGCUCUGCUCUGCGAGGCGCAGCUGCAGCAGCAGACGGAGCCCGAGGGGAUGCUCUGGGCCACGGCUGUGGCUCUGGCCUGGCUGGAGCACAGCUCAGCUUCCUACUUCAUCGAGUGGGAGCUGGUGGCUGCCAAAGCCAGCCUGUGGCUGAGCAGGCAGGACUUCCCGCAGGGAUCCAGCCUGGCCGCGGUGAAAGCCGCAGCCCAGCAGCUCUUUGUGCUGCUCCGGCACUGGGAUGAAAACCUGGAGUUCAACCUGCUGUGCUACAACCCAGGCAGUGUGUAACAGCAGGAGGAGGGUUGGGUGGGUUAGUGAGGGCACAGGAGCAGGGAUUUAUCCUUAAGGAAAUGUCUCCAAGGAGCUGAACUCCUCUGCUGCAGGGAUGUGUGUGUUUAUCAGAGCAAAGUCUGCAAACAGAGCAGCCUGGCCAAAAUCCUGCACUCAGCACUCGGGAUUUUGCCCUGGGAGGGAACCUUCCACUGCCUGCAGUAGAUGCUUUUUAUUUUCAACUGGAGCAGCACUUCCAGCUACAGCAGUUCCCUCUGAUCCUGGUUUCUUCUGGUCUCAGCCCAAUUUCCAGAGCAGAUCUUCUGCCCUGCUCCACUUGCUGUGUCCUUGCUUAGAUGCCUCUUCCCAGCCCUGAAUCACUGCCAAGCCCCCACUGCAGCCCCUCAGCCCAGGAUCUCUGCUUUCCUGAGGCUCCUGCCUGGCUCCUGCCAUCUCAGAUGGCUUUCAGAGAAAGCAAAGGUCUGACAAAACGCUCAUCUCGUGGAUCAAGGGGAAUCUGGGCUGGCAAUGACCACGUGAAGAGCAGCCCCUCUGUCACAGCCAGGUGGAUUGAGCCCAGCCACACACAAACAAACCGAGCCAGUUGGAGGCUGGGACCAAACCCCAUCACACCCACACGGUGCUGGGCUCCCUCAGGCCCUCUGCAAUCCCAGCAGGAGUUUGUGAGAUCCCUUGCAGCCAACGUGUGCCUUUGGAGCUUCACAGGCAGAGCCAGGGCGCCCGGGAUCGAGGGAUCAAGUGCCUACAGAGGGGCUGCCAUGCCCGUCCAGAACCCGCUGCCUUUCGCUCCCUCCCUUGGCAUUGUAGCAGCCUUGCCUGUCCCAGCAGGCUUCUGUCUCGUGUCUGUGUGUCUGGGGGUGACACAGGAGGGAAACCAGUGCU